AUGCUGCACUCAUUUACUGAUCCACGUAAAAGAGCAACGUGGAUCAAAAUAUUAAAUAUCAAAAAAGGAAUUGUGAAAGACAGAAGCGUCAUCUGUUCCUUACACUUUGAUGACAAAUUCUUGAACCGGACAUCUUCGAGAUUGACAAAACUGAAGAAAAAUGCUGUACCAUCUGUACACAGCUUAGCGAAAUUUCUAAGUGACAAACAUAAGGCCUAUAUCUUGUUGAAACACGCGUACGGGGACCAAUGUCUGUCCCGUGCGUACACGUAUGCAUUAUUCGACGAGUACCGUAGUCGAAGUUUCGUACAGAUAUCAGAAGAGCAGUAUGAGCCUUUUACGGCCAGUUUCGCUGUCGCGGGAACAUCCAAAGCCCAAGCUAAUGAGAAAAAAAUAGACACAAUCGACGCUAAAGUCACAGUCCCAGUAACGGAAGAUCCUACUUGUACCAUCGAAGAACCCGGUGCAUUUACGGCGGUAUCAAAGGACGCCGAUUGCUAUAAUAUGAAUCAUAAAAAUCGCGGCAAGUGCUUAAUAUUCAAUCACGAGAGAUUUAACUUUUCUUCCCAACGGAAGGGUUCAUUAUUGGACGCCAAGAGACUGGAAGUAACUUUCAGGAAUCUUGGAUUUGACGUGGAAAUUUACAAUGACUUCACGCAUAGCGAAGUUGUGGACAUGAUACAAGACGUGAGCAAGCUCGAUCAUACGGAUAAUGACUGUCUCUGCAUCAUUGUGCUAACUCAUGGGAGCGAGAAAAAUAUGAUAAUCAACAUGAUCUAA
Messenger RNA from Vollenhovia emeryi, 780 nucleotides. RefSeq names its product caspase-1-B-like. Bases 1 to 780 code for a protein of 259 amino acids. NCBI's taxonomy places the organism in Eukaryota, Metazoa, Arthropoda, Insecta, Hymenoptera, Formicidae. The record is from RefSeq and is a predicted model, not a curated record. Gene Ontology annotation, cellular component: cytoplasm. Gene Ontology annotation, biological process: proteolysis; apoptotic process. The transcript has a single exon.